Nematolebias whitei (Rio pearlfish) is the source of this 1567-nucleotide messenger RNA. It is a transcript of the gene agxtb, whose product is annotated as alanine--glyoxylate and serine--pyruvate aminotransferase b. The transcript has 11 exons. The record is from RefSeq and is a predicted model, not a curated record. The coding region runs from base 59 to 1348 and encodes 429 amino acids. NCBI's taxonomy places the organism in Eukaryota, Metazoa, Chordata, Actinopteri, Cyprinodontiformes, Rivulidae. Gene Ontology annotation, molecular function: L-serine:pyruvate transaminase activity; L-alanine:glyoxylate transaminase activity. Gene Ontology annotation, cellular component: peroxisome.
CUGUGAGAGGUGACAUCACCCUCCCAGCAGGCCUCACAGGAACAGGACACCAACCGGGAUGCAGCGAGCUUUGUUCCGCCGGAGCGCGUUGCUCGCUCACCGGACUGCAGCUGCUCUCGACGGCCCGCUGGCUGCGAGGUGCGCGCCGCUGCUGCUGCGUCUGGACCGCUCCAUGUCCUCAGUCACCAUCCCGCCGCCCGCGUGCAUGCUCCGACCGCUAGAAGUGCCCUUCCGUUAUCUGUUCGGACCGGGACCAUCAAAUGUUCCACCGCGUGUUUUAGCUUCUGGAUCUAGGCCGAUCAUUGGCCACUUGCAUCCAGAAAUGUAUCAGAUAAUGAACGACAUCAAAAAGGGGAUCCAGUACGCCUUUCAGACAAAAAACAACAUGACCAUAGCUAUGAGCGGCUCCGGACACGCAGCCAUGGAGUGCGCGGUGUUCAACACGGUGGAACCCAGAGAGAGCGUCCUCAUCUCCAUCAACGGCAUCUGGGGAGAGCGUGUGGCUGAAAUUGCAGAGAGAAUGGGUGCCAAUGUACAUAGAUUGGAGAAAGCACCCGGAGGAUAUUUUACCAACAAAGAAAUUGAACAGGCUAUAGAAAAACACAAACCGGUCUUGUUUUUCCUUGCACACGGCGAGUCUUCAGCAGGUCUCUGUCACCCUGUGGAUGGCAUCGGAGACAUCUGCCGAAAACACAACUGCCUCUUCCUGGUUGACACAGUUGCCUCACUUGGAGCAGCACCCAUUUUUAUGGACGAACAAAAAAUCGACAUCCUGUACACUGGUUCUCAAAAGGCUCUGAAUGCACCUCCAGGCACAGCACCCAUCUCUUUCAGUGACAGAGCAUGUCACAAGAUGUUCAACAGGAAAACAAAACCAGUAUCAUACCUCUUUGAUAUGACUCACUUGUCCAAUUACUGGGGCUGUGAUGGGCAAGCGGUCAGAGGAUAUCAUCAUACUGGUCCUGUAUCUGGAUUCUUUGCACUGAGAGAGAGCCUAGCAAUUCUUGCUGAGAAGGGGCUGGAGGAGUCCUGGAAGAAACACAAAGAGGUGGCAGCCUACCUUUACAGAGGGCUGGAAGAUCUGGGCCUCAAGCUCUUCAUCCCUGAAAGGGACUUGAGACUUCCCUCCGUCACCACCAUAUUCAUUCCUGAAGGCUACGACUGGAGGGAGAUGCUAACCUACAUCAUGAAACACCACCAGAUGGAGAUGACAGGAGGACUGGGCCCUUCCAUCGGCAUGGUGAUGAGGAUCGGCUUAAUGGGAUAUAACUGUGAGAAGACCAACGCUGAUAUGGCACUGCACGCCCUGGAUGAUGCUCUCAAAAACUGUAAAAAGAGCAAGGCCUAAGAGCUCAUAUCCCGACUCAGAUCCAUUAUUCAUUAUAAAAAAGUGUACAUUAAGAAUAAUGGUUCUUCCACGUGGAAAACAGUGGAACUGUGCAUGCAAUCUUGGAUCCCUGGCCUUUUUUUACUGCAGGGGUUUUGGAAGGCCUUUGUUCUUGUGAAGCUGCAGAUGUUGACAUGCUGAGUGUAAUAAAAAAUGUCAAUAAAGUUUUCCUUAAUUUAU